Brassica rapa (field mustard) is the source of this 9469-nucleotide messenger RNA. RefSeq names its product protein NRT1/ PTR FAMILY 5.7. Lineage: Eukaryota; Viridiplantae; Streptophyta; Magnoliopsida; Brassicales; Brassicaceae. The record is from RefSeq and is a predicted model, not a curated record. Gene Ontology annotation, cellular component: membrane. Gene Ontology annotation, molecular function: tripeptide transmembrane transporter activity; dipeptide transmembrane transporter activity. Gene Ontology annotation, biological process: dipeptide transport; transmembrane transport.
UUAGAUAACAAAAAUGUACAAAAGAAAUUAAAAAAAAACUUUUUAAAAAUUACAUGAAGACAUAACUAUUAUACAUAUUUAAAUAUUGCAACAACACUAAUAGUCAGGUAAGUUUGAUCCGGAACCUUCAAAAUUUCCAAAUAUUGUCCAAUUUUUUUGUGUGUAACUGAAUAGUUGUUGUUGUUGAUGAUGAUGUCUUUUUGUACAAUUCUUUCUUAUUCCUAUUGAAUAUAUUCACGAGUAUUAAUAUCAUCGAUAAAAUUUAGUCUUUUAUUUUAUGUUUUUUCUUUUACUUUCUUAUUCUCAUCUAAUGUAUUUACAAGUAUUAAUAUCACCCGAUUUCAACAAUUUUUAUCUCUAAUCUACAAAUUAAAAAUGAGGAGAGUCAUUUUUACUUCGAGAUGCACUAGUAGAUCAUAUAUACAUUACGAAAAUCACUUUAAGAAAUAAUAUGGUAUUUUGCUUGAAGUUUAAUAUUAAUUAAGUUAUUUUGUUUAAAAUUUUAUAUUUUAAUAUAAUAUUUUAUUAAUUAUUAUUGUUGUAAUAUGUUUAUACAUGUGCUAGUUAUUUAUAAUUUUUUAUGAUUUCAAAUUAGUUAUGAAAAAUAUAAAGAUCAUAUUAUAAAAUAUAAAUAGUUUUGAAGUUGAGUUUAAAGUUUUGCUUUUGGAGAAAAAAAACUUUAAAUUUUAAAUAUAGAAUUUUGGAAAUUUCAAAAUAAAGUUCUAUUUUGGAGAUGCUCUUAGAGACUUGGCCAUGCUGUAAAUGCUCUUAAAGUUUAUCUGCAUACUAUCGAUUCUCAUUAUUCUCACUCUCUCUCUUACUUUUAUUUAUUUUACUGGUAUUUUUUUCUUGAGAAAUUGUUGUUAAAAACCAUCACUUAUGGCAUCAGCAUUGACACAGUCUCUCUAAAGAGUACCUUCCACAUAUAAUAUCAUUAUAAUUAAUUUUUAUAAUUAAAUGUUAAUAUCAAAAAUUAUUAGACCAAUAGAAAGAUGAAAUGUAAGAGAAAAGUCUCUGAUAUAUUUUUGUACGUUUCUCGAAGAACAAUCGUUUCUGCAUUUCUCUCCUCCUUUUCUUAUCCUCUCUCUUACUUUUUUUUUCUCUUUAUUUCAUUAUUAAAAGGGUGAGAAUCUCUUCCUCAUACCUCCACUGUGCCUGUUCUUAUGGUUUUAGUUUAGUAACUACUAAAGUAGAUUUCAUUCAAGCCCAUAAAAGGUCAACUUACAUGAGAAGCAAGCUAAAUACAAAAGACAUCGGAUGAAAUUCAAGCCCAUGCCCACAUAGUUUACAAUAAACCUAACUAAAAUACGUUUGCUUGGUCGAGAGGAAGUGACACGCGUAGGUUUGAGAUGAAUACGCAACACGGGUAUCUCUACAUGCGUCCUUCAUGCAUUGAUCUGCGCCACCACCGUCUGAACUUCAGCUCCGACCUCCGAAGAUUUGCUCCGCCGUGUGCAUCAUCCAAUCAACUUUCCAAUUUGCAGGCUUCGUGAGCAUCAAAGAUUAUCGACGAACUUUGCAGCUUCUUCUCUGGACCUUUUGCUCAAACCGCGACCAAUCAAUCGGAGGGACACUUACUUUACUGCAAAUAAAACCAGAGGAAGCUUAUAACCCGUUGAAGAAGAUUCUUUGUUGGACCGUAAUGAAACACCAACUCUCCUGAGUCUGCUUCAGAGAGGCCAAAGAAACCCAUCAAACUCAACCAUCCUUGUCGGAGAAGCUUUACAACGCCACAUCAAUGGCUAGCUAUAAGAGUAAAGACUGAUUCUCCUAAAAGGAGGUUCGGUUGAAGCUAGAGCCGUAAAAUGGGUGGGCUGUCCAAUGGGUGUUUAUGUCUAAAUAUAUUUGGGCUUCUAUUAGUUAUACCCAUAUUUCUAGAUUGGAUUUAAAUGGUCAAAAUUGGGAAACUAAUUAAUCAAUGGUUAUUUGUGGAUUUGGUUAAAAUAGACAUGGGCGGCCCAAUUUAAAAAAAUUUCUAGGGUUUCCAAAAUUUGGGAGAAAUUAGAAAUUUUUAUUUCAUCGUGAAAGAGAGUUUAUGCGACUCAUUUGACGAUUUUGGUGAUUGAAACUGAGUUCCAUCGGACAAAUUUAGUUUUCUCGCCAAGACCGGAAAAUCAAGUUUCUCCACCAAAACCGGAAAAUCAAGUUUUCUCGCCAAAACCGCAAAAUCGAGUUUUUCCGCCAAAACCAGAAAAUCGAGUUUUCCCGCCAAACCGAAAAAUCGAGUUUUCCCGCCAAACCAAAAAAUCGAGUUUUCCCGGCAAAACUAUAAAAUCGAGUUUUCCCGCCAAAACCGGAAAAUCGUGUUCUACCAAAACCGAAAAAUCGAGUUUUCCUGCCAAAACCGUAAAAAUCGAGUUUCCCGCCAAACCGUAAAAUCGAGUUUUCCCGCCAAAACCGGAAAAUCGAGUUUUCCUUGCAAGAUUGGAAAAUUGAGUUUGUCUGUCAAAACCGCAAAAUCGAGUUUUCUGCCAAAACUGUAAAAUUUGUUAGCUUAUAGAUUAAAAUUUUAAAUUUUUCUUAUAUGGUCCAUUAUGGAUUCCAUGGCAGCCCAUGUUAACAUGAGUGUUAGUGGGUCUGGUCCUUAAUGGAUAUGGUUCUUAAUGGACAUGGUCAUUUUUUGUCUACAAACAAUAAAUGGAUAAGUGGAUAUGGGCUAAUGGACGUGGAUUAACCCAGUUUACAGCUCUAGUUGAAGCGAUGAAGAAGGUAUCCGAAUCAUAGCCAUCGGGAUAUAGAUAGAGAACAGCGAAAGGUGUAUCUUACAGACCCGAUACAAUCUUUUAUUUUUCAACUUGAAUCAGAGAGAAGAAAAGACUAGAAGAGCAGCCCCGAUACAUGUUGAAACAAAACAAAACCUCGCCUUGCAAAAUAGAAAAUCCGCGAACGGAAGACAAAAGAUACUAGUAUAUCGCAUCGAAAAACAAAACAUAUCUUUUCUUUCCUCUGAAGGAUCUGAAUUCGUUAAGAGGAAAGAGAAGAGAGAGUUCUCUCUCUCUGAGGUGAUGAUGAUAAUCAUGACUACUUCAACCAAACAUUUUUCUUUUCUUUUUUUUGUAACAUUAAGGUUUUAGUUUAGUAACUAAUUCCAAAGUAGGUCGAGUGGUUUUGACUUGUAGAAUUUGUAAGGGGAUGAUGAGAUAUCGUGACUACUUCAACCAAAUACUUUUCAUUUUGGGUAUAACUUAUAUAACAUGUGUUUCUUAUGUCCCAUUUGAUUUCUAUUAUUUCGUCAAUGCAUAAUAAGCACAUUCAAUAAUAAAAACCUUAAAAUUAUUUCAAACAAAAGUUAUUAUAUUAAAAUAAUUUUCAUAGACUGAAAAUUUUAUUCAAAAAAUACUGAGUGAAAGACUAGUGGUAUUUAGGAUUUUCAUAAGUAUUUUAAAAUUUAUUAGAAUUCAUUAUCUCUUAUAAAUUAUUUAUUGUUAGAUAUUGUUUAUAAAUCUAUGAAUGGAAAUACUCUAACACAAAACAUCUUAACAGCUUAGUGGAAGAAGUUUAGAUGUCUUUUCAAUCAGAUAUCAUAUUGUCUCAAAAAUCAUUUUCAAACAAAGAACAAGAGGGAAGAGUUUUAAGUGUAUUUGAUCACAAAGUGGGCAUGAAAACAGCCUGUCACUGAAAGAACAACAGAAUCUCUAAGGUAAACUAUAAAUUCCAAAAAGAAAAAAUCAAGCACGUUCAUCAUGUGCUACUUAUUUUUCGUUUGGCAAAAUAGAAUCGAAUCUUGAUAGAGACCUUAACAAGGCUACUUGUGGACAGUGUCGGAUGUAGAGCCAACAAGGGUGGAGCAUCCCCCUAUGGAUUUAAAAAAAAAAAGUUUUUCUUUACUAAAUUAUAAUGAAUUUUAAAGAAAUUAGAUAAAUUUGCCCCCCAUAAAAUCUCAAACCUAGGGUUAAAUAUGCCUCAUUUGUAGGUUUCAAAAUUUUGCCCCCUAUUAUAAAACUUUCUAGAUCCGCCACUGCUUGUGGAAGCAUGCGUGCAUGAAAUAUACGUAUUUUGAGUUUCCCUUCACCGGGUAAUAUUAUUGGUGGUUUUAUCCCUAGAGCAUAAAUGCAUAAUCAGAUUUAUUGUAUGUGGUGGUGAUAAAAAGGACAUGAAAUCCAGAUAGUUUGAUAUUUUAACACUCACAAUUUGAUAAGUUAGCUUACCAUGCCCAGUUUAGUUCUUGCAAACCACUAAUGAUUGAUUAAAUUUAGCAUAAAAGAUCAUUAAGGCUGAAACUUGUAAAAUAUUUAGGAAUUGAUGAAAUUAAAUAAAAAUGGAAUGGUAGAAAUGAAAUACAACAAAAAUGGAAUGGAACUCAAUCCAUUCAUUCAUAACAAAAAAAAUUUAUGGAAUGAUUUUCUUUAUAUAUUUUUUUUGUUGUAAAAUUGAUGGAAUGAGUGUUUCAUUUCAUUCAUGUUAAAUGGUGAAAUAUUUUUUAGAAUUAAUGGAAUAAGUCAUUCUACAUCAUUCCAUUCAAAAAAUCAUCAAUCCAGUUGCAUCCUAAGACUAUUAUGAAAAAUAGGAGACGCGAUAAUUUGUUUGCGAUAAUUAGUUUGCGAAGAGUCACCCAAAACGAAGCAUUGAGUAAUUGAUUCACUUGUUCGGUUCUAUCAUAUUUUGUAGAUACUAUUUAUGAACAUAUAUUAGAAAAAGAAAAAGAAACAUUGAGUUUGCUAGAAGAAAAAGUAUUCGGAUAAAAAAAGAUAAUUUUUUUUUUUGCUAAAAUGUAAAUAUCAUAUAAUGAAAAUAAGAUUUUAUAAGGAAGAUCUUAUGUUUUAACUAUCUUAGCAAAAAGAAAUAAAAAACAAGAUGGAUCACAAAAACUACAACCUACGAUGAUGAACUUUAUCUCAGCCAUAGUGCCAUGAGUGAAUGAAAGUGCCUACUGUGUCUUCUAGCUGAUAUAAUAAUAGUAUAAAUUUAUUAAAGAUAACAUUGACUUUAACCACUGAAUUUAUUAUAAUUGUUUUAUAGUUUAUUUUUAAAUUUUAUAAUUGAAAAAUAUAUUUUAAGAUAACAACACAAUAUAUAAAAAUUAUCUUAUUUUCAAAAAAGUUAAUAUUAUUAAUUAAAAUUUGUUUUUGAUUAUAUAAUUAAUUAUUUAUAAAAUUCAUUAAGGGUAUUAUAGAUAUUAACCGCUCUAACUUUUAACGUGAGAGCUCGAUUCCAAAAAUUUAUUUCGCAAAUAAUAUUAUAGAUUUGUUUUUUUUAAUUGCUUAGUUAUGGCUAGAUAAUGAUAAUCAGUCAGUGGUGGUCGCAGCACUAUGGGAAAAGGUAAUCCACUUUCCUCAAGCAUAGCCUCAGAAUUCCAUUAGUUCAUCAUACAUGAUAAGAGUUGACUCUUAAUCCAAACAUUAAUUUUUUUUUAAUUAUAAUUGGAAUUCUCAAUUAAAUAUGCAAGAUAUGUGAAUGGUGUAUUUGGCUCUGGUAGCACAUCCACUAAAGAUUCACAACUUUUCUCUCGGCAAUGAUCACCAAUAAGCUAUCCACAGCCACUUAAAACUCAUUAACUAAAACUUGAAUUGGUCUUAGUACUCCCUAACCACAUAAUUAUGUGAAAAUCCUUCUUUCCUUGAAAAGAAGGCUAUAUAGAUCAUUCUAGAAGUAGAGGAUAAUGAUCGUAUAAUGUCAUCAAUUUGGAUGGUGGGUACAGUAUUAAGCAUAAUUGACCCCUAAUUAAUUACAUGUGAUUAUUACUGCUAUAGUUGGAGCUAUAUGAUUAUGCUUAUAAGUGUGUAUCUUCCUUCUUAGUUUUUCUUUCUCGUGAGUGAUUAUAGACAUAUAGUCGUAAUGGAGUACAAUAUUGAUCGUGUAACAUAUGGUGGUAGUGGUUAACAACACUAUUAGUAAAUGAGAUAAUAUGUGAUUAAGAAAUCAUUUUCAAAUGUGGGGGCAGAAAUGUUCGUCAUUGCUGAAUUUAGGUAUGAUCUUAAGAAGAUACGUAAGAGGACUCGGAAGAGAUGAUUCAGCAGUCGGUAAUCUUUACCUAAUUAAGUAUUUUUCUUUCUACUUCUCAAACAAGGAGUUGAGAUUGAUUUUGAAAGAAUCAAAAAUAAAAAAUCAGUAAAUGAAGAUGUUUUAUUGAAUUGAUAUUAGUUUUUGAAGUUCUCCAAGGGUUUGUAGAUAUCAGGGAUCAGAUCCUAGGGGGCUGCAAGCCUGCAAGAGGCUUUAUCCAGAAUCUUUUGGACCAAAAAAAUUGGUACUUUGGAAUCAUUUGAGUGCGAAGUUUUGUGUAAGGCAUUAAUAAUGUGUUGGUGAUUUUCAGUAGACUCCUAAAAGUAUUUGGUCUUGGUGGUAGCCAAGAGGAAGUAUUUUGUGUAAGGCAUUAAUAAUGUGUUAGACACAACGAGAGAAUCUUUACACUAUAGGCAUCAAACCCGCAUGAUAUAAAAAAUUCUUAGGAUCUAUAAGAGCACAUCCAUUGGUUAGAGACAAUGAAAGUUUCUAAAAAAAAACUAAUAUUAUAAUUAUUUAUUUAUUUAUUUAUUUUCUUAAAAUCAGUUAAAGUAUUUAUUUCUCCUUAAUAGAAUGACAUAUAUCUUUUUGAGUAUCUAACAGUUUCUUAAAAACUCUAAAUUAAGAAUUUUGCUCAUUCUCUUUUCUAAUUUUCUAAUUUUUUUUCCUUAAAUGUUUAGAACUCUUCCUACAACUACUGAUGGACUUGUUCUACGAUUCUUGUAAAUAUUUGCACAACGACAAAGGCAUGAUAAGUUUUUUAAAAAAAAUUGAACUGUUAAUUUGAUUUCACUUUCGGCUGGAGUGUCUUCAGAUUUUUCUCGUUUAGUAAUCUCUGUAAUUAAAAAAAAAACUUAGAUCAAAUUUGAAAUUUCUUAUAUAUGUCUUCGUCUCUCUUUCAUUCGAAAAUCUAUAUUUCUUUCUUUUUUGGUCCAUUACUUUUUUUUUUGAAUUAAAAUUUAUUCAAAAGGAAAAUACUUUUUUUUGGUCCAUUUCAUUUGGCAAAUCUAUCUAAUUCUAGUCUUUUGAACUUUGGAGCUAAUGGAAAUCUCAACUUCAUUUAUAUGACACCUUAGGUCCACAAAGCCACAAAAGUUGCAAUCUGAAAGUGACUAUUUUAAAAGGAUGACUACCAUAUCACACCAAGAUUUGUACUUAUCUUAGCGUAACCAAAACUUCAUUAUCAUUUACUUCCUUUUAUUAUUGUAUAGACGCUAUACUAAAAGCUAAAUCUAUAGUCGUAAAAUUGCAAGUUCCGUUGAAAAUAACGUUGAAAAUAAUGUUAGCUAUUUAUGUAUUUAUGAACUAGGGGAAUAGUACCUAAGUUCUUAACGUUAUACACUAUUUUCAACUUAACGUGUCUUUUUGUGGUACAUUCCAUUGAAGGAAUAUUGAAGCACUGAGCAAGAAGAGUCAACAUAGAUAAUGAUAUCCAUUAUAAAGAGAACCAAGCUUGCUUCUCCACAAACACAUCACUCAUCAACAAUCCUCUAGCCCUCUCUCUCACUAUCUCAAUCAUUAACACAAAAAAUUAUGGAGCACAACAAGGUUGAUACAAAGCUUCAAGAAUCGUCGUACGAUGAUCAACAAAAAUGGGUUCUUGACUCUUCUCUCGAUAGUAGAGGAGGGGUUCCCGUUCGGGCUAGAACCGGAGCUUGGAGAGCUGCACUCUUCGUCAUUGCAAACGAGUUUAGUGAGAGACUAAGUUAUUUUGGGAUUGUUACAAGCUUAGUGGUCUAUUUAACAACGAUCCUUCACCAAGAUCUUAAGAUGGCUGUAAGAAAUGCAAACUACUGGUCUGGUGUUACUACUUUGAUGCCUCUUCUUGGAGGCUUCGUGGCCGAUGCUUAUCUCGGCCGUUAUGCCACUGUCCUAUUUGCAACCAUCAUCUACCUUAUGGGUUUGAUUCUGUUAACUUUAUCUUGGUUUAUACCGGGAUUGAAAGCUUGUAAUCAAGAAAUAUGUGUUGAGCCACGGAAAGCCCACGAAAUAGCCUUCUUCAUUGCAAUCUACUUGAUCUCCAUAGGCACUGGAGGUCACAAGCCAUCCCUUGAGAGCUUUGGAGCUGACCAAUUCGAAGAUGGCCAUCCUGAAGAAAGAAAGAUGAAGAUGUCCUACUUUAACUGGUGGAGCACCGGCCUUUGCGCUGGUGUUUUAACCGCGGUGACUGUGAUCGUCUAUAUAGAAGACCGUAUUGGUUGGGGUGUGGCUGGUAUCAUACUCACGGUAGUCAUGGCUACAUCGCUUUUGAUCUUCCUUAUGGGUAGACCGUUCUAUCGUUAUCGAGCACCUACCGGUAGCCCGCUGACCCCGAUGUUGCAAGUUUUUGUUGCUGCCAUUUCCAAAAGACAUCUUCCUUGUCCAAAUGAUUCUUCUCUUCUUCAUGAGUUGUCUAGAGAAGAGUAUACUAAGGGACGGUUUCUUUCCAGCACAAACAAUCUUAAAUUUCUAGACAAAGCAGCGAUAAUCGAAAACCGAGGAAGCGAGAAUGGUAUGGCUGAGAAGAAGAGUCCAUGGAAACUCGCAACGGUAACAAAAGUAGAGGAACUGAAGCUACUCAUCAACAUGAUUCCAAUCUGGUUCUUUACAUUAGCCUUUGGCAUAUGCGCCACUCAAGGCACAACAUUUUUCAUCAAACAAGCCAUUAUCAUGGACCGACAUAUCGGUCAUAACUUCAUAGUUCCUCCAUCAUCUAUGUUCGCCCUUGUAGCUCUCUCCAUGAUCAUCUUCUUAACAUUCUACGAGAAACUCCUCGUGCCUAUUUUGAGACGCGUCACGGGAAAUGAAAGAGGUAUUAGCAUUCUAAAAAGAAUUGGAACCGGUAUGGUGUUUUCCUUAAUCACCAUGAUUAUUGCUGCUUUAAUUGAGAGAAAAAGAUUGGAUUAUACUAAGCAACAUCACAUGGCUAUGAGUGUUAUAUGGUUAGCUCCUCAGUUCAUAGUUAUAGGUAUAGCGGACGCUUUGACUCUUCUGGGUCUUCAAGAGUACUUUUACGACCAAGUCCCUGACUCAAUGAGAAGUUUAGGCAUAGCCUUUUACCUUAGUGUAAUUGGAGCGGCUAGCUUUGUCAACAAUUUUUUGAUAACGGUUACUGAUCGUUUAGCUGAGGAAAUCUCUGGAAAGAGCUUGUUCGGGAAAGAUCUUAAUAGCAGCCGCUUGGACCGUUUUUACUGGACGCUAGCCGCAUUGACCGCUGUAAAUAUGUGCUUCUUUGUGAUUGUAGCCAAAAAGUACACUUAUAAGAGUGUGCAAUCAAGUCUGGCUGUUGCUGACGGUGGCGAUGACGUCGAGGCAGCCUCGGUGGGCAAUACGUCAAAGUAUACUUAACCAUGCAUCGUCAAAGUAUACUUGACCAUUCCAUGUGCUUUUGCUUCUUCUUUUUUUCCUUUUGCUAAGUGUUUUUUUUUUUGACUAAAUACUUUUGCUAAGUGUUCGUACGCUUAUUUAUUUAGUGUGGUUUUAGAUCGAUAUGUUAUAAACUAAUAUUGACUUAUCGAAAGAGGACAUAAAAACCAAACUCAAAAAACCA